Salvia hispanica is the source of this 2255-nucleotide messenger RNA. It is a transcript of the gene PDE327, whose product is annotated as FAD/NAD(P)-binding oxidoreductase family protein. The record is from RefSeq and is a predicted model, not a curated record. Gene Ontology annotation, molecular function: FAD binding. NCBI's taxonomy places the organism in Eukaryota, Viridiplantae, Streptophyta, Magnoliopsida, Lamiales, Lamiaceae.
CCCAAACUUUGAUUUCUUUUCGAAAUUCUCCAACUGACAACCGAGGAUGCCCGUUAUCUCACACAAUCUCACUGUUUCCUUCCACAACUGCUCCACUUCAACAUUUUACAGCAGAUUCGCAUUUCAAAAUCCCAAUCAAUAUGUCAAAGUCCGGCCAUUUCCUCGAAUAUAUUGUGCUAAGAAAGCCAAAAGGACCGGGAAGUUGAGGUACCCAUCGGAGAAAAAGAAGUUGAGAGAAAAGAAACAGACUAAAAGCGACGCACCGACACCCCUAGAAGGUGUUUGGAGAAUUUCCCGACUCGCAGUUUCGGUUCAAGAUGACCCUGGGAAAGAUUUCUGGGAUAUCUCUGAGCCUCUGCUUAGAGAGAUUGCCAAGAUUCUUGAAUUUCCGGUCUCCUCAAUGUUGCCACUGGAAGCGUUCACCGUGGUUAGAAAAUCGUUUGAUGCAAGAAAGCUGCAGAAGGAGCCAAAGUUUGUAUAUACUGUAGAUAUGGAUGUUCAUAAGCUCCUUCACCUUGAACCUCGUACUUGGGAGUUCAUUUCGGAAUUGGAACCAAAGAAUGGGUGUCUGGAGUUUCUGCAUUUUGACAAGACUUUUGGUGACUUAUCGAGUAUUAUACGCCAAUGUCAAAAGAUAAAAGAAAGUGCAACAUCUGCAGAAGUUGUUCACAGCAAUCAUAUUACGGGUUCUGACAACUUCUCUGCAACCAGAAAACCUAGAGUAGUAGUUGUUGGUAGUGGUCCGUCUGGUUUGUUUGCUUCUCUUGUGCUUGCUGAAGUUGGUGCAGAUGUUACCCUCAUAGAAAGGGGGGAAGCUGUUGAACAAAGAGGACGGGACAUUGGUGCUCUGAUAGUCCGUCGAAUGUUGCAAGUGGAAAGCAAUUUUUGCUUUGGAGAGGGUGGUGCAGGUACUUGGAGUGACGGGAAACUGGUUACAAGGACCGGAAGAAAUAACAGUAGUGUCUUAACAGUUUUGAACACAUUGGUUAACUUUGGAGCCCCACGUUGUAUAUUGGUUGAUGGGAAACCUCAUCUUGGAACUGACAGAUUGAUUCCGCUACUUAAAAAUUUUCGCCAAUACCUGCAAGAAUUGGGUGUAACCAUUAGAUUUGGGAUGAGAGUGGAUGAUCUGCUGGUCAAUGGUGAAACUGUUUCAGGUGUUAAAAUCUCCGAUUCAAGAGGCAGCUUCGAUUCUAGUUCGCAGAACUUGGGAUGUGAUGCCAUAGUUCUUGCAGUAGGCCAUUCUGCACGCGACACUUAUCAAAUGCUUCUUUCUCAUAAUGUGAAUGUGGUUCAUAAGGAUUUUGCUGUUGGCUUGCGGGUGGAGCAUCCUCAAGAAUUGAUAAAUGAUAUACAGUAUUCUGGAUUAGCCAAUGAGGUUCAACGUGGGCGUGGGAAAGUACCAGUAGCUGAUUACCAGGUUGCUCGGUAUGUUGAAGGAACAGAUACAAGCAUACUCUCGAAUAUGGAGCCAGUAACUCGUAGUUGUUAUUCCUUUUGCAUGUGCCCUGGUGGCCAGGUGGUUCUUACCAGCACUGAUCCAUCUGAACUUUGUAUCAAUGGCAUGUCAUUUUCUCGACGUUCAUCUAGGUGGGCAAAUGCAGCACUAGUAGUAAACGUGUCGUCAAAAGAUUUUGAAGAUUUAAACCUGACUGGGCCUCUUGCAGGGGUAGAGUUCCAGAGAACAUUUGAGCGGAAAGCGGCUAUGAUGGGUGGGGGUGACUUUGUGGUUCCAGUUCAAACAGUUACUGAUUUCCUCGAUAACAGAUUGCUAACAACAUCUUUACCACCAUCCAGUUAUAGAUUGGGGGUAAAGCCUGCAAAUCUUCAUGAGCUGUACCCCCUUCAUAUCACUGAAGCUUUGCAACGAGCGAUUUCAAUGUUCAACGAAGAGCUGCCCGGGUUCAUCUCCAGCAGCGCGCUUCUACAUGGAGUUGAGACGAGAACUAGUUCUCCCAUCCAAAUCACGCGCAGAAGUGAUACUUGGGAGAGCACGUCGCUCAAAGGGCUGUACCCAGUUGGUGAGGGGGCUGGGUACGCCGGUGGAAUAGUGAGUGCCGCUGUAGAUGGGAUGCACGCCGGAUUCGCGGUGGCACGGAAUCUAGGCCUCUACGACAGCAGCUUGGAUUCAGUUGUGGGUAAGGCUCAGAGUGUUGGAUUUGUCAAAUAUUAAUUCUUGAUCACUUUUUCAAUUAACUGUUGAGUUAAUCGAUUAGUACCCAAUCUAUAGAAAAUUCCACACAUUUAUUCUUAAA